AUGUCGAAAGAUUACACCGAUAGCCCCUUCGAUUCUCCGAAUUCAAUCAACAAAGAGAAAUCAGAUGUCGCGGCUGGAUCAUUCAGCUCAUUUUCAGACUUGGAGACGCAGAAGGCGAUCCAAGGAAGCGAAAAUUUCCAUCGUCUCGGCUGGAAACGUCUGACUAUUGUCCUUAUUGUCGAGGCCAUUGCUCUGGGAAGCCUUAGUCUCCCCGCAGCAUUUGCAACACUCGGCAUGGUCGGAGGUGUUAUUGCGACUGUUGGAAUUGGCUUGGUUGCCACAUAUGCUAGUUACAUCGUCGGUGCGGUUAAAAUCAAGUAUCCCAAGGUUGAACACUAUGGCGACAUCGGAAGACUGCUACUGGGAGAUUGGGGCUUCUGGAUAAUCACUGUGGUUUUUAUUCUCAGUUUGCUGUUGAAUGCUGGAUCACAUUGUCUCACAGGUAUCAUUGCGCUAAGUAAUAUCACCGGGAGCAGUGUUUGUACUAUUGUAUUUGGGUUGGUGUCCGCCUUGAUUCUCCUCUGCCUAUCUAUCCCACCAACAUUCGCCGACAUCGCCGUGCUGGGCUACAUUGACUUCGCUUCGAUUAUGAUUGCUAUCGGCAUCACUAUCAUAGCCACGGGGAUUCAGCGCACUCAGACUCCAGGAGGCAUGUCGAGUUCCAACUGGUCAGCCUGGCCAAAAGAAGGCACGAGUUUUACGACGGGGAUGGUGGCUAUCAACAAUAUUGUCUUCGCAUUUUCAUUUGCACCCGCGUUGCCAUCAUUCAUGAACGAGAUGAGAGCACCCAAAGAUUACACCAAAGCUGUGUAUGCUCUGGGCGGUAUUGAAAUUGUUCUCUACACACUGAUUGGGUCGCUGGUAUACGUGUUUGUCGGACAGGAUGUACAGUCCCCUGCAUUACUAUCUGCGGGGCCGCUGGUAUCGCGGAUAGCCUUUGGCAUCGCCCUUCCAGUCAUUUUUAUUUCUGGCUCCAUCAACGUCAGCCUCACGGCUCGCUAUCUUCAUACAACUGUUUAUCGGGAUUCGGUCAUACGUUAUGUGAAUACGAGAAUGGGCUGGAUCACCUGGAUCUCGCUCGUGGCAAUCCUGACAUUACUGUCGUGGGUAGUUGCCGAAGCCAUUCCGGUGUUUUCCAACAUCUUAUCCAUCUGCGCUGCAUUAUUCUCGUCGGGGCUGUGUUUUUACAUCCCUCCAGUACUGUGGGUUGUUCUUCUAAAGGAAGGCAGCUGGUUUUCGAAGUACAAUAUUCGAACUGCGUUUUACAAUGCGCUUGUAUUCCUGUUUGGAAUUGGAGUUCUCGUUUGUGGCAUGUACGCUAGUGUUGUCAGUUUGAUCCAAGCGAGCAAUGACGGUGUUGGUAGACCUUUCUCAUGUUCGUCUAGUUAG
Messenger RNA from Penicillium longicatenatum, 1389 nucleotides. RefSeq lists its product as uncharacterized. Gene Ontology annotation, biological process: amino acid transmembrane transport. The record is from RefSeq and is a predicted model, not a curated record. Gene Ontology annotation, molecular function: amino acid transmembrane transporter activity. NCBI's taxonomy places the organism in Eukaryota, Fungi, Ascomycota, Eurotiomycetes, Eurotiales, Aspergillaceae. Bases 1 to 1389 code for a protein of 462 amino acids. The transcript is spliced from 2 exons. Gene Ontology annotation, cellular component: vacuolar membrane.